This is a messenger RNA of Hyalella azteca, 1029 nucleotides long. It is a transcript of the gene Pburs, whose product is annotated as partner of bursicon. Gene Ontology annotation, biological process: G protein-coupled receptor signaling pathway. The transcript is spliced from 4 exons. Gene Ontology annotation, molecular function: neuropeptide hormone activity; G protein-coupled receptor binding. The coding region runs from base 30 to 437 and encodes 135 amino acids. The record is from RefSeq and is a predicted model, not a curated record. NCBI's taxonomy places the organism in Eukaryota, Metazoa, Arthropoda, Malacostraca, Amphipoda, Hyalellidae. Gene Ontology annotation, cellular component: extracellular region; bursicon neuropeptide hormone complex.
CGCUCCUGAGCUGUCGUGGCAUCAGCACGAUGCAGCUUUUAAUUCUGAGGACAGCGCUGCUGAGCGCCGCGCUGCUCACCGUGAGCGCCGGCCGCUCAUACGAUGAAUGUGAAACUCUGCCUUCAACCAUACACGUCACGCAGGAGGAACGAGACGACAACGGGCGCCUGAUCAGGCAAUGUGAGGAGGACGUGUUGGUGAGCAAAUGCGAGGGAUCCUGCCAGUCUAAAGUGCAGCCUUCGGUGAACACCUUGAGUGGCUUCUACAAGGACUGUCGAUGCUGUCGCGAGACAUCGCUGCAUGAACGCGAAGUGUUGCUGACGCGCUGCUACGACGGCGACGGGAUAAUGCUUGGUGGCUCCAAGGCGACCAUGAAAAUAACCAUGAAGGAGCCGUCAGACUGCACCUGCUACAAGUGUGGCGACCCCACGCGAUGAGCCGUCAGACUGCACCUGCUACAAGUGUGGCGACCCCACGCGAUGAGCCGUCAGACUGCACCUGCUACAAGUGUGGCGAUCCCACGCGAUGAGCCGUCAGACUGCGCGUGCGGUCGACAAUCGCUAGCACAUGCAUAAAAACAAUUCAAUGUAUCAUUUGGCUGGAACUAACUACGUUAAUUUGAGAUGUUCACGUAUAACUAACCUACCUACUAUGUACAUUGGCUUUAGUGCAUAGUAGUUGUUUUAAUUAGGUCAGGUUAGUUAGCACUGUUACGAUGUGCGUUACUGAAACUCUAUAGCAUUUUUGUAGCUGCAUACAAUAUGUAAUAACAUUACUCAUUACCUAUUGAUGAUGUUCUCUAUGUGGCGUAGAAAAUGAGGAACAAGUUUCUCUUAAUUCUAAAAUAGCAUCAUUUAAUUAGAGAGCAUACUAAUGCUCAAACUUGUGGGAACACUAUAUGUAAUCUUAUAUACCUUUACAUGCACCUACUGCAUUUAUACAUUUACCCACUGAUCGGCCCAAAGAACCCAACCGCUAACUGGUAUAAUUAUAUUAGUAUUUUAGUAUAUUAUUAGUGCAAAUAAAUCU